AUGCAUUUCCUUCUUUCUUUCUAUUUUUCUUUUCUAUUUUGCUCUAUGAAUUUCCUUCUUCCUUUUCUUUUUCUAUUUCUCUUUCUAUUUUUUGCUCUAUGCAUUUCCUUCUUUCUUUCUUUCUAUUUUUCUUUCUAUUUUGCUCUAUGCAUUUCCUUCUUCCUUUCUUUCUAUUUUUCUUUCUAUUUAGCUCUAUGCAUUUCCUUCUUUCUUUCUAUUUUUCUUUCUAUUUUGCUCUAUGCAUUUCCUUCAUUCUUUCUAUUUUUCUUUCUAUUUUGUUCUAUGAAUUUCCUUCUUCCUUUCUUUCUAUUUUUCUUUCUAUUUUGCUCUAUAAUUUCCUUCUUCCUUUCUUUCUAUUUUCUUUCUAUUUUGUUCUAUGAAUUUCCUUCUUUCUUUCUUUCUAUUUUUCUUUCUAUUUUUUGCUCUAUACUUUUCCUUCGUUCUUUCAUUCUAUUUUUCUUUCUAUUUUGCUCUAUAAUUUCCUUUUCCUUUCUUUCUAUUUUUCUUUCUAUUUUUUUCUAUGAAUUUCCUUCUUUCUUUCUUUUAUUUUUCUUUCUAUUUUGCUCUAUGCUUUUCCUUCGUUCUUUCAUUCUAUUUUUCUUUCUAUUUUGCUCUAUGAAUUUCCUUCUUCCUUUCUUUCUAUUUUUCUUUCAAUUUUGUUCUAUGAAUUUCCUUCUUUCUUUCUAUUUUUCUUUCUAUUUUGCUCUAUGCUUUUCCUUCGUUCUUUCAUUCUAUUUUUCUUUCUAUUUUGCUCUAUGA
Acanthosepion pharaonis is the source of this 759-nucleotide messenger RNA. The record is from the annotation of a GenBank genome assembly. NCBI's taxonomy places the organism in Eukaryota, Metazoa, Mollusca, Cephalopoda, Sepiida, Sepiidae.